Molecule: messenger RNA, 504 nt
Organism: Botrytis sinoallii
Lineage: Eukaryota; Fungi; Ascomycota; Leotiomycetes; Helotiales; Sclerotiniaceae
Exons: 3
Coding region: 1-504 (167 amino acids)
Source: RefSeq, a predicted model, not a curated record
AUGGAAUCAUCUGCAGAACUUUUAUAUCUCUCGGAUAAUUUCGAUGAGGAUAAUGUUUUUGGAUUUGACAAUAAACGUGAAGUUUCCGAAGCGGUGCAAUGGCUCUUUUUCUGGCAAGCAUCAGGCCAACCAAAUCAAGGACAGAACAAUCAUUUCCGUAAAUCCGCACCUGAAAAGAUUCCCUACGCCAUUUCACGUUUCAAAACGGAGACACUCCGCAUCUACAAGGUACUCGAGCUUCGUCUCUCAGGACACUACACAGUCAUUCCACGUCAGUACCUCGCAGGAGCAGGAAAAGGCAAAUACAGCAUUGCUGAUAUUGGAACGUGGCCGUGGGUCCGAUCAUGGAAGCAUGCAGGAUUCACCGAUGAGGAGAUGGCGGGUUUCCCAUAUUUGCUACAGUGGAUUGCUCGUAUUGCUGAUAGACCGGCGGUUCAGAGAGGGAUCUCGGAUUUCUAUAAUAGUGAGGAGAAUUCGGCUUUGCGGGUAUCGACGAGAGGGUAG